AGUCUAAGUAUCGUCUGCUCCAGCAAAAAUUAUUUAAAGUAAGACAUAAAAAUGAUGAACACAGAUGGACUAGACAGAAGAGAGAUAUUCAACGAAAUGAUGUUUGGGUUAUUUAACACUUUAGGAAAGAGAAAAGGUAUCGGAGAUAUUCGAUUAGCAGAAAAACCCGGGGUUGAAAGUCAUAUGAUAAUUGCUUGGGAGCAGAGAGUUUUAUGCACUAUGCCUAAUGAUUUAAAGUCACUUUAUUUAACAAGCGACGGCCUAUGCAUGUCAUGGACUAGUAGAAUAGCUGAAACGAAAUAUACAGUUGGUAAAAUAAAAAUAAAUCCACUGAAUCAACUUGUUCGUAUUGGGGGAAUUAGUUGUUCGAACUCGACUGUUCCUUCUUUGGGUGAUGUUGAUUAUGAUGAAGAUGAUGACGACAAUUUGUUAAAAACUACUAAUAAACAACCCAAAUUCGACAAUCGUAGUCGCAUUUUCGAACUAGAUUCAUGCGAUAGUUUGGGAAAAAUUUGUCUGGUUUAUUUAGAUACCAAACCAGGAAUACAAGCUCAUAAUUCCGAAAUAUGGUUUUUGGAUAGAAGUCUACAAUGGCAUUAUUUAGCUGAUACCUUCUACAAUUACUUUCAUUUGAUUGUUGUUCAUUUAGGUAUUUCUGAUUGGCAGUACUUAUUUACGAGUUAUGGCCUACCUCCUCAGAACAGAAAAUGGUUUGAAUUAUAUACGCCCAUCAGAUUAAUGGUUAGUGAAGGAAAUUAUAAGAAAGAACAACAAAAAAAUGUUCAUAAUCAUUUUGAUCCAUCAAGUGUAUUCAAGGAGAAAACUAAAAAGGAAAAAGCGAGCUAUAAAAUGCAGACUCCAAACUCAAGUGUUGGGGUAUCUAAACGGAAACCUGCAAUUCUCUCAUCAAGGACGACCAAUGCUGUUGGCAGACAACAGAAUCGGACUAAGUGA
This is a messenger RNA of Dimorphilus gyrociliatus, 954 nucleotides long. The record is from the annotation of a GenBank genome assembly. NCBI's taxonomy places the organism in Eukaryota, Metazoa, Annelida, Polychaeta, Dinophilidae.